Monopterus albus (swamp eel) is the source of this 4504-nucleotide messenger RNA. RefSeq names its product insulin-like growth factor-binding protein 4. Gene Ontology annotation, biological process: regulation of insulin-like growth factor receptor signaling pathway. The transcript has 4 exons. Gene Ontology annotation, molecular function: insulin-like growth factor II binding; insulin-like growth factor I binding. Gene Ontology annotation, cellular component: extracellular region. The record is from RefSeq and is a predicted model, not a curated record. NCBI's taxonomy places the organism in Eukaryota, Metazoa, Chordata, Actinopteri, Synbranchiformes, Synbranchidae. The coding region runs from base 530 to 1309 and encodes 259 amino acids.
AACUCCUUUGCACUGCACACACGCAAGAAGAGGAAACUGCAGCUGUUACUUAAAACACUGCCUUUUGAUGACCUGCUUUGCAUUUGGACACUUGUAGACCAGAUUUUUUUUGGCAAAGGUUCGGUGAGCCUCUGGACUCAACCUCGAAGACAGGGCAAGACUCACCUGAAGGUGGAUAUCCUUCCUGCAACUGUUCAUUCUAACAUAACAAAAACUAGUUCUUAUCACCACUACGUUCUCCAGCCGAAGCAGAUCAAGAGCAGGCUCCAAUUUCUGCACUGUGAAAUUGAAUCAGAGGGACGGAGAGGCAAUACAGCAGAGACAUUGUGUCCCUGCAAUUGAAACACUAACCAGCUGAAAAUAUCAAAGACCAUCCUGGACAAAGCGCUGCUCUCAAACCUCCCUUCUUUGUAUAAAAUUUGUUGUUGAAGUAGAAAGUGAUCAAAAGCCGCACAGCACUCAGAGAGGAGAGGGAGGCUAAGGACACCAUACACAAGGGAAAAGGAUUGUGUCAGGUGCCAGGGCUGCCAUGGUGCGUGGAGGUAGUGUGGCAGUAGCUCCAUCCUGCUGGGGCCUGUUUGGUGUCCUGCUGCUGGUGGUGCUGUGCUUGUCAGACCAGGCCAUUCGCUGCCCGGUGUGCUCUGAGGAGAGGCUGGCCAGCUGCCGUCUGCCGGAAGACUGCGAAGAGACGGUGCGAGAGCCUGGCUGCGGCUGGUGCCCCCCCUGUGCCCUGUCUAAAGGGGCGCACUGUGGCGUCUAUUCGCCCCGAUGUGGCACGGGGCUCCGCUGCUAUCCACCACGUGGCGUGGAGAAGCCACUGCACUUGCUGAUGCAUGGCCAGGGGGUGUGCAUCGAUGAGAGGGAGGUGGAGGAGAACUCAGCGCUAGACAAGCAGGACGAGAUCAUCCCUGAGCACCCGAACAACAGCAAUAUCCGGUGCAGUCCACAGGACAAGCGAUGCAUACAGAAGACCCUAGCCCGACACCCUCUGAAAUCCACAAAUCAGAGAAGCAACACUGCCAGGGAGGAGACCAAGGCGGCCCUGGCUCCAUGUCGAGCUGAGCUGCAGAGAGCAUUGGACAGACUGGCAUCAAAUACCCGCACACAUGAUGAUCUCUUCUCAAUCCCCAUACCCAACUGUGACAAGAACGGAGAUUUCCAUGCUAAACAGUGUCAUCCUGCACGUGACGGCCAGCGAGGAAAGUGUUGGUGUGUGGAUCAGAAGACGGGCAUGAGACUGCCAGGGCCGCUGGAGUUGCGAGGGGAUCUGGACUGCCACCAGUUAAUGACUGCCACACUGAGGGACUGAGGAGUGAGGACAGGCAGUGUGGGUGCAGGACCAGCUGAAAUCCACUGGUGCUUAUUAGUAGAACUACAUGAGGAAAGGACUUCACCCUAAAGCCUCACUUCACAUGAGGCCAACGGUACUUGAGCUUGCGCAACAAAAAAAAACCCAUUGAAUUGAGUUCUUUUGCUAUUUUGUUUCUGUGUGUGAGAGUAUGUGAUCUCUGAGUCUUUAGAGCACUUGCUGUGUAUUGUUUCUGCUAUGUGAACUGACAAUAGUCUUUAGACAUAUGCGCUUUAGGUGGCAGAAAACAAAAAACCUUCCACGGAUACCAGUUGUAGCUGUGAUCUUUGUGACUGAGCAAAAUGUGUUGUUUUCUCUAGUCCAACUUCAGUGUAAUAUUCUUGAAAAGUGACAAGAAAAUGCAUCAACCCCACCAGGUAAUCAAAGCUGAUGUAAAACAGUAACAUUAGCAUUUGUUUUAUUCUUUCUGGAGCACUAGUUCAGCUGGAAUUCCACUUGGAAUCACCAGGACAAUCCAGAACGAGUCCCCACUGCAAACUAGUUUUUCACACAGUAUGCAUAAUUCAUUGUAACAUAUGGUUCUUAUUUUACUGUCCUAAAUGUGGCAAACCACACCCAUCUGGAAAGCAGGUUAAAACAAAGCCAAGUUCAGUGACAACACAAAAGUAGCAAUAAAAGAUCAGAACAAUAGGUACAAUGAAAAAGAACCAGGACUAACAAAUGAAUGCAACAACUCAUUGGCUUGAGUUACCAAAUGAUAAGCUGUAGCUUUUCACAACAUGGACACCAAAGUGAAAACUGACAUUUGCUUAAAAAACGGUAUCUCUGAAAACCCACAGUGGAUUUUCUUCAUCCCCCUGUGGUUAACUCUUCUUCCCCCUUCCUUUACUGACGAGCUCUCUCUGACACUGUGUUACGCACAGACUAGCAGCCUCGCUGAGCUAGAAGCUCUGCACAUUGCUGAUAGGAUAAUCUCAUUUCUCUAGCUGGUGCUAAGAUGCCAGUAGGACUCUCGUGUUUGUAUGAAUAUGCUUCAAUAUAAAGGAUUUCUCUCCAUACAGACUGUUUGGCAGAUGUUUGGUGGUGCUAUUUAGAGAUCGUGCCAAAAUACAAAACAAACAAACAAAAAAAAGGCUUCUGCACUUUUUGGGCAUUAUUUAGGAUUGGAAUGGAAGACUGGGUUUUGAGGAUCGCUUAAACAUAAAUGCGUGACCGUCAGCAUAGCUACUAACAAAAGCUUCCCGUGUGUGUUUUCACGUUAUUGUAAAAAAUAUGAAAGGCACAUCCCAGGUUAGCUUUGCACUAUUCCUGCACCCGACUGGCUGAAUGUUUCAUCAGCCAGUGCUGUGAACUGCAGGCAUGAUGCAUUUUAAAUAUAUAAGCAAGCAGAGUGUAAUAACUUUCAAUGAUUAAGCUCCUGGCAGCCCUGCAACUUCUCACCAACAUGAAGCUUUGAAUGGAAGACUCUUGUGUAGCAUUAAAUAUAGCAUAAUGUUCGUGUGGACACCGGAAUCAUUUCUGUUAAUCUGGCAAUGCUAGUUAUCUGUUUUCAUACAGUGUCCUAGGGCAUCACACUAAUACUUAAAGUGUAUUACCAAUGCAAGUGACAUAGCUACUCAUUCAGUAUUUUAUAUACCAUAGACGAGGCUGGUGAUAUUCUUACAGCAAUCUGAUUGUACUGAUGCAGUGCAUUACUAGAAGCAGGUUUAAGCUAACACUGGUGUUUGUCAUCACCAGAUAUGGACACUUUAGUUAUUCUCGCCUCAAGAAAUUAUUCAUCUUGUGUGAAUGGAUGGUUGGUAUUGCUGUUGGUGUGUCUCUGGCAGUGUGUGCCAGGGUAGGAAUAUACUAGAGAGGAGGGACAAAGAGAGUGCAGUAAAUCCAGUGAUGGAGUCAGAUCACACACAACAGCAUUAUUAAUGUCAAGCUAAGAAAUCACUGGAGUGCAGUGAUACCAGAUAUGUUGAGAAUUAAAAACAAAUACAUAUUUACAGCUAUAGUCAUACAAUGGGUUAUUGGCUCUUGUUGUUUUCUGUGUCUCCAGACUCUGAUUUUUCCACAACAUCUGUUAAUCUUCAAAUAUGGUUAUUUGAACAUGACGCACUGACGGAAGGUUCAUUCUGCUCCACAAAGAAAUAAAAAAAAAGUGCCAUAAAAACUAUUAGUAGUAGUAUCUUCAUUAUAAUGGUGAUUUUUUUGCACACUACUCUAUGUUGAAUUUGGUCUAAUCUUUCUAAAAUACAUUUAGUUCAUGGAUAUAAACAGAGAAAAGAAAAAUAUCAAACUUUAGCGCUUCUCUAAUUUGCUUAUUGUAUGAGGUAAUGAAAUAUAAGUAACAGAUAACCUUCAGGUGUGAAAAGUAAUACUAUUUGUAUGCAUACAAAGUGUUGCUACAAAACUCACUUUAAAAUAUAAAUUAAAGAACAAAGAAAAACAUGAAAUUUAAUCUGAUCACUGAAGCCAGUGGUCACUUUAGAACCUUUGUUGGAAAUGGUGUAUUGUCACCCAAUGGCCAGUUUUAUUUGUCUAUAGACUAAAUGUAUACAAAUGUAUUUCACCAAAACACCAAUAGACAGAUAGUAUGGAUGGAGAAUCACCGAUAUAGCUUAAACUGACCAAAGGCCAAAUAUCAGAAAAAUGGUUCAAAGAUUAUGUCAUGUCCAGAGACGUCGAGACUCGUUUAGUAAACUGCAUGCACACCAUAAAAAAGUUCCACCAAAACCCCAUCUCCCCAUUCAUCAACUAAUCACGUGUUACUAAACACAUUCAAACAUGUCUCUGUUAAAUAGUCUUAAUCUUGACAGACAUAGCAACAUGGUUUAGGCUUUGAUUUUUAAAGGCCUUCUAACAACAUAAACUGUGUAUUUACGCUAUUACAUUGCUCGAUCUCUAACUUUGCUGUACUGAUCUGUAAUUGCAUUUCUGGAGAAUAGACUGUUCCUGUUUGCCUUUGAUAUUAUCUGUUAAUGUGUAUAACAUAUGAAGUAGUAUUUGCAUGCAUACAAAUGGACUGGGGUUGGAAACAGCUAAGGUCAUGUGUAUCUUGUCCACAGCAGGACCAUUAUACAUAAACACUGAGGUGAUCAAAGAACUGAAACAGAGUUAAUUCUGAUCUAAUGAUCAGUUACAUUGUAAAGGGUUACCAAAUGAAAAUGUACACAUUGUAAUACAACAAUUAAAACACUUCAGAAACUA